AUGGCAAAAAUUUUCGCACACGCUGUAUUUGUCCUUUUGGCUAUUGCCUUAACACUCAGCAAAUCGAGCACUUUUGCGACACCAAUUAAAGCGCGUCAUUUUUUGACUGGUUUUAAACCUGUUAUUUUUGCCAACACUCUCGAUGAGAAUAUUGCUACCACUGAAGCAGCCACUACGAAUGUAUUAGAUAUCGAGGCGGCCAAUGCAGCCCAAACUGCAGCAACUUUCGAUCAUGAAAGUGCGGCUACAGUACUUGUCAACAAACGUAAUUUUUUGGGUGGCUUUAAACCUGUCGUUUUUAUUCAAGCUCUCGACGAAAAUGUUGCCACUACUGAAGCAGCCACCACGAAUCUAUUAGAUAUCGAAGCAGCCAAUUCAGCACAAACGGCUGCAACUUUCGACCAUGAAAAUGCGGCUACAGUACUUUUCAACAAACGUAAUUUUUUGAAUAGCUUUAAACCUGUCGUUUUUAUCGAAACUCUCGACGAAAAUACUGCCGCCACUGAAGCAGCCACUACGAAUGUAUUAGAUAUCGAAGCAGCCAAUGCCGCCCAAACUGCAGCAACUUUCGAUCAUGAAAGUGCGGCUACAGUACUUGUCAACAAAC
Ambispora leptoticha is the source of this 607-nucleotide messenger RNA. The record is from the annotation of a GenBank genome assembly. Lineage: Eukaryota; Fungi; Glomeromycota; Glomeromycetes; Archaeosporales; Ambisporaceae.